Messenger RNA from Puntigrus tetrazona (Sumatra barb), 5209 nucleotides. It is a transcript of the gene ptger4b, whose product is annotated as prostaglandin E receptor 4 (subtype EP4) b. NCBI's taxonomy places the organism in Eukaryota, Metazoa, Chordata, Actinopteri, Cypriniformes, Cyprinidae. The record is from RefSeq and is a predicted model, not a curated record. Gene Ontology annotation, molecular function: prostaglandin E receptor activity. The coding region runs from base 2368 to 3738 and encodes 456 amino acids. Gene Ontology annotation, cellular component: plasma membrane. Gene Ontology annotation, biological process: cellular response to prostaglandin E stimulus; inflammatory response; adenylate cyclase-activating G protein-coupled receptor signaling pathway. The transcript is spliced from 2 exons.
CGGUGCUUCCCUAGAAUAAAGCAAAUACCCAUCAUGCAAUCUGCUUUCACUGAAUGACUUUUAAUUACCGCUUAUUGACUUUGGUCACAGAAGCAUUGAAAAUGUAAUACAGCCACUUAGUCAGUUGCACCACCCUUCCAAACACAGACAGCUCAAUCAACAAAAAAGCUGUAUCUUAGGAGGUUUUAUGUUUCACUAACUGCAGAUUAAACGUCAAUCGCAGCAGUGGACUGAGCUGGAAAUUACGUCCAGAAAGUUAAACACAUAAAGUGUGAUGGAGGGUCAUCGACCGACUCAGAGAAUAAUUAAAUACAGAAUCAAUGUUUUUAAAAUACUGCUGCACUGUGAGUGUUGGAUUCAAUACCUGCACAGACAUUCUCUAAGAGUGAUGCUUGAGGAACAUUUGACGCCAUCCCCGAUUGACCUGUUUUGCAAUAGGUAUCUUAGGAAACGGGGGUGCUUGCAACCUGUUUUCUCAUUAUUGUGUGUUUAAAAGAAAACUCCAUUACUAGGUAUUGAAUCUUUAUAUCUCACAAAUGUUACUUUUGUUUCACAGCUGCAAGUUUAUUUCUUUAAAAUUAUACCUUAUCCCACAAAUGUGACUUCAUAUCUCACAAUUUUUUUGUAGUUGCAAUUUCAGAUCUUAAUACAGUGUUAUAUGUUUAUAUUGCAGUACAGUUUAAGUAUAAAUAUUGUAAAUCACUAUCAGAAAUGAAAAGAGAUGCUCUUAGAACAUUACCCUGUGUCAACGUCUGCUCUAAAUUCAGACUGAAAGCGCAAUCUUUAACUUGAAGAGUUUUUGAUCUGGGCCUCUCAUCAUUCAUUUCUUGUACGUGACAUUCCUGUGAACUCUGCACCUAAUGCGUGUACCUAAUGGUCACCGACUUCCUUUGUAGCGACAAAGCUGUCACAUCAGAAAUGCAUUUUUCCACAUAUAGAAACCUCAUAGCAAACCACAAUGUUUUCACUUCUUAUAAAUGCAUGUAAGCUGGUGCAUGAAUGGCUUUGAAAAAACUGCAUCCGGUGUCGCCUGAGCAGAUAUCAGACGUCAGAAAGUAAAAGGUACACCGCAAGACAGCAACAAACAAAUCCAGACACAACUAGUUUAAUGACAUUUCAAGUCUGAGUGAGUCAUUGUUUUCAGAAAACCUUCCAGGUCAUAGGCAAAACAGAAAGUAUGAGAAAGUAAUAGUGCUUAAGAGGUGGCACUAUAUUUUACAGUACGUGUACUUUGCUGGUACCUCCAGGCAAAUGAGUGGUAAAAUAAGGCGCUUGCCUGAUGGUAAAACAUAAGAAACACAGCUGAACUCCACAGCCGAACAUGCAUGGCUAUUAGUUUAUAUAUACAGAGUGUGUUUAAGAACAGUCACUUACAGUUAGUGACCGUAACUAAUUAGAUACUUUACUCUACUUACUAAUGUAUAUACAUGGUUAAUAUGUAGCACUUGUGGGCAAGUGAAUACAAACAGGCAUGUCUUUACAGUAUCUGUAUAUGCUAACUAAUAAGACACAUUACUGUAAUGAUAUGUACAAGUUAAUUGUCUUAGCACCAAAAAAAAAGUGGCAUAUGUAGUAAUAAAAAAGACACAUACUGUACUUUGCCAUGUACCAGGGAAGUACACGCACUGUAACAUAAAGUGCUAACGGUUUAAUUACCAGAUAAUCACCAUAUAAUCACAAUAUGCUUAAUCACCAGCAAUUAGCAAUUUAACCACCUUUCUUGCAUUAGCAAAAUGUGCUAUUCCUGUUUUAACACAUGUAUUGCGGUGGCAGCAUUUCCUUUCCGUAGAGUUAUGCUUCUCCUGAAGGUGGCUCAAGAAAAAAGAAACAAUUUUUAAACAGAAAAACCAAAAAAAGAUAGAGAGGGCCAAAUUUAGCUUUAACUGCCAUUUUGUGCAAUAAAAAAUAGGACAUAAAAGCAUAAAUGUUUCUUUUACAAAAAUUCAGGAGAAACACAAAACCAUCUUUAAAUGACUCAGGCGUUAUUUUGGCGAAGAAAGAGCAACGAGUGCGAAUUACGUAGAUAAAUAUUAGCCUCGUAGAUAUUUUAUGCGGAGACAUGUAUGUGUCAACUUGCAGUGACAGGAGGGCGCAAGACUGCGGGGCGGAGUUGGCAGAAAGCUCUCAAGGAAGAACUUGCGAGGCAGUUUAGUGAGACUGAGGGCAACCGUGAGCUACACACCACUCAAAAACACAGGACUGAACUUUUGUACUUCUCUAAAACCGCGUGCGCGAGAUUUUGGAAACGCGUAACCGCGUAUCAUCGUGGGAUCUUUGACAUCGAUGGAGCAAGUCACGAACCUUGUACAGUGCGUCUGGAGCGCAUGACUUAAACAUCAACCUGCAUGUAAAACAAAAACUCUGAAGAUGAACGAAACGUUACACAGUCCUCGUGGCCAGGACCCUACCAUCCCGGCCAUUAUGUUCAUAUUUGGUGUGGUCGGCAACGUGAUUGCUAUUGUAGUGCUUCGAAAGUCGCGAAAAGAGCAAAAAGAGACCACUUUUUACACCCUGGUGUGUGGACUUGCCGUGACUGACCUCUUGGGAACUCUCCUCGCGAGCCCAGUCACCAUUGCCACCUAUGUGAAGGGAGAGUGGCCCGGCGGGGACGCACUGUGUCAGUAUUCCGGAUUCAUUUUACUCUUAUUCUCCUUGGCAGGUCUCAGUAUUAUCUGUGCCAUGUCCGUCGAGAGGUACCUCGCCAUCAAUCACGCGUACUUCUACAACCACUACGUGGACCAGCGGGUGGCAGGCUUGACGCUCGCGGUGAUCUAUGUGUCCAACGCGCUCUUCUGCGCUCUUCCCAGCAUGGGACUGGGAUCCGUGGUGCGACAGCAUCCAGGAACCUGGUGUUUCAUUAACUGGCACAGCAACGACAGCUCGAACGCCACUUUCUCCUACAUGUACGCUGGCUUCAGCUCCGUCCUCAUCCUCGCCACGGUCCUCUGUAACGUGCUGGUGUGCACGGCUCUCAUCAUGAUGCACAAGCGCUUCGUGCGCAGGACCUCGCUGGGGACGGACCAGGCUCGAGUCGCGGAGAUCAGGCGCAGGCGGAGUUUCGCGCGUCUGGCCGGAGCGGAGAUCCAGAUGGUCAUCCUUCUCAUAGCCACGUCCAUUGUCGUCCUCAUCUGUUCAAUUCCUUUAGUGGUGCAGGUGUUUGUAAACCAGCUGUAUAAUUUUCAGAGAGGCGCAACAGAAAAUCUGAAGACAGACCUUAAUGCCAUCCGAAUCGCCUCUGUCAACCCCAUUCUGGAUCCCUGGAUCUACAUCCUGGUGAGAAAGACAGUUGUGCAGAAGAUUCUAGAAAAGAUCAAGUGCCUCUUCUGCCGUAUCGGUGGGAGGAGACACGGGAGGAGCACUAUGGACUUCCACUGCGGUAACAGCAUCCACAACUCAUCGGUCAUGUCUCGUGAUUUGCCGUCGCUAGCACUGCCCGAGCUGCCAGAGGCGAUCAGCGCAUCGCAGAUGUACCUGUAUCCCAUGGAGGUGGGACAGGAAAUGGGCUGCUGCGGCGGCUCUGUGCAGAGCAGGACGUGUUCGACUUCAACCGAGGAAACCGUCCUGAGGGACUCUCAGGUGGUAGAACUCGGCAGUGGAGAAAACAGGACGGAAACGCACUUUGUGAAAUCACAUCCGUGCACGCACUCCAACACGAAUGAAGCUCAGUGUUCCAAGCACCAGCCGCUGCAGGUCACCUUUACAGAUGAGACUUUGAGCUUACAAGAGAGAAUUAUAUGACGCAUGCUGAAAAACUUGCUUAGUUCAGCAGAACGAUGCGUCUGGAGAAGAAAUACAUUUCAAGAACUCGAUGUGAGUGUCGUGAAUGGAAUCAGAACAACAACAAAGGAGACUAAGGACUAAAAAGAAAAGAUUAAUAGAAAGACUGAGCAAAGGACUAAACUUGGUGCAAGAAAAAACAACGUGGUUAUAAAUGUGGCUCAAAACAUGCAAAAAAUAAAAACUGCAUGAUGGGGCUUUGGAAAGAGUGAAAGGGGCAGAGAAAGAUGGAGAGGCAAACUGGCCUCGUUUUCUGAUAAUAACUCAGAAUGCAUUUUAAAAAUAGAUGGGUUUUGUUGAGCAACAGGUUAUGCUGACUGUGUCUUUAAUUUAUUGUAAAUUCUUCUGAAUUUCUGAUGAAAAGUCCUUCUUUAUCAGAUGAAUACAGUUCCAUUUGUUCCUGAAUGACUGAUUUGAUUGACUUGGUCAAAUCUCGAUUAGACGGACGACCAUUUGAGCGAAUAUUUACCACCCUGCUUCAAGUUCCCUUUUUGCAGAUUCCGCUGAGAUUUCUAGUGGGUCACAAGUUCAAGUAACCGGAGUACCCUGUUAGCUUUCUUUUGUGAGGGAACUCGUGGGUUAAAAUAUGUCCCUUAUGUUAAAGUGACCAAACUUUAACUUUUCAUUUGCAUUGGCGCAAAAACAACAGUCCACUAUUUCAAACUUACAUAAGAUGUAGCUUAAUGUACAUUCUUUGGAAAUUCCAUAAUGUGUACGAUAUUCUGUGAAUUAACCAAACAUUUCAUAUCCAUGUUUACUGAGAGCAACGCCAUCACAAAAUACAGAGGUACCCGAAAACUCGUCAUGCAAUGUAAGAGCACAUGAUAUACAGCACAUUACUAAUAAUUGUUGUUUCUUUUAAUGUAUGUGUAGAUGAUAGAAUGUAUAGUGAGGAGAUGAAUUUGUAAAAGCUAUUAAGAUGUUGAAUGUCUUUUAAGGUUGUACGUUUUGCACUUUUGAAUCCUUUUAACCACUGAAAAAUAUCUGAACUGUCACUAUCAGUCAGUGGUCAAUGAUGAGGAACCGUUGAGUUCACCUGUACAUACUCGUGAUGUUAAAAUGUGAAUGCUGUCUUGCUUUAAUUUAUUGUAGUCUUUUUAGACAAUCUGUGGACUAGUUAUUAUUUCUUCUCUGUGAGAAGGUCAAGUUUGAGAUGGCUCUACUCGUUGAAGCAGUUAUAUGGUUUUUGUUUCAUUUCACAUUCCUUAUGAGAAUCAAAACAGUGUAAGGCAUGAUUUAAGCUACUUGGCAUCAUAAUCUGCUGCGUGUAUAUAAAUGAUUCAACAUUACGGUGUAUAUUUUUACCAUUUUAUUUUCACAUUUUCAAACAGACAGAUGUCGUCUAGGUCUUACUCUUGAUGUGACCCUCCAGAAUGUGCAAUUGCCAGCUAUUUUAUGCUGAAAUAAACUCUGAAGACAAAAUAGAAAAAAA